Messenger RNA from Lathyrus oleraceus (garden pea), 1054 nucleotides. Its product is annotated as glutathione S-transferase U7. The transcript has 2 exons. Gene Ontology annotation, biological process: glutathione metabolic process. NCBI's taxonomy places the organism in Eukaryota, Viridiplantae, Streptophyta, Magnoliopsida, Fabales, Fabaceae. Gene Ontology annotation, molecular function: glutathione transferase activity. Gene Ontology annotation, cellular component: cytoplasm. The record is from RefSeq and is a predicted model, not a curated record. The coding region runs from base 49 to 723 and encodes 224 amino acids.
GAGAGAGAGACCGAGUAUUCAUUUCAUUAACUGUUGUUGUUAGAACAAAUGGGAGAAGUGAAGCUAAUUGCAUGUCCUCAAAGCUUUCCUUGUGCAAGAAUUGAAUGGGCUUUAAAGUUAAAAGGGGUUGAAUAUGAAUACAUGCAAGAAGAUCUAUUAAACAAGAGUACUUUACUUCUUGAAUCCAAUCCUGUCCACAAAAAAGUUCCAGUGCUACUUCAUGAUGGAAAAUCAAUUGCAGAAUCACUUGUCAUCCUUGAGUACAUAGAUGAGACAUGGAAGAACAGCCCUUUGCUACCACAAGAUCCAUAUCAGAGAUCAUUAGCUCGUUUCUGGGCAAAGUUUAUUGAUGAGAAGUGUUUGGUUAGUGUAUGGGGAGCCUGUGUGGCACAAGGAGAAGAAAAGGUAAAAGCUGUUGAUGCUGCAAUGGAGUUACUAGCAUUUCUUGAGAAGCAUAUUGAAGGGAAAAAGUAUUUUGGUGGAGAGAAGAUAGGGUAUCUUGAUAUUGUAGCUGGUUGGAUAUCCUAUUGGCUUAAUGUUCUUGAGGAGCUUGGAGAAGUUGAAUUAGUCAAGGUUGAGAAUUUUCCUUCCCUUUAUGAGUGGGGUCAUAACUUCAUCAAAACUUCACCUAUCAAAGAUUGUGUUCCACCAAGGGAAACUGUGGUUGAAUAUUUUAGCUUUGGGAUUAACUAUGUUCGUUCCUUGGCGUCGCCUAAGGAAUAGAGUAGUCAUCGAUUUAUAUUAGUCUUAUCAAAAUCUGAAUAUUGAUUACGUUUUGACUUUUGUAUUUGGAAUUCAAUUUAUCAAAGUCGAAACGUGGGGUGUCGGUUCUUGAUUCGAUUGUGUUAAGGAUAUAAAUGAUGGUUUUAGAAUCUGAAUUUGAGAAUGAUUUUUUUUUAUUGAACUAGGUUUUGAAUGCAAGACAGGAAAUGGGACUAGUAUACAUAAGUCAAUAAGUUUAUGUUGUUUUCUUUGGAGUUUGUGUGGUGUUGAUUAUCUUAGCAGAUUUUCUAUGUAUAAUAAGAUUUCUAUGUAUAAUAAGUUUUCUGUUCUA